GGAAGUGCCCCCUCCCGGAGCUGAGGCCCAAGAUGGCGGCGCUGGCAGUGGCUGAGCGGCUCCUGGCGGAGGGGGAAGGAGGCGCGAUGGACCCGGCGCGGUUGUCGCCUCCGCCGCCUCCACAGUCCCGAGGGGAAGCGCAACCCCUGGAGCAGCUGCCGCAGAGCAACACCCUGGUGGGGCUGCCCAUUGUCGCCAUCGAGAGCAUCCUCGGCUUCCUCUCCUACGACGAGACCAGCCAGCUCCGCCUGGUAUGUAAGCGAAUGGACUUAGUCUGCCAGAGGAUGCUGAAUCAGGGAUUUCUGAAAGUAGAAAGAUACCACAACUUGUGCCAGAAACAAGUUAAAGCACAACUUCCAAGACGAGAAUCAGAAAGGAGAAAUCAUUCACUAGCUCGCCAUGCAGAUAUUCUUGCUGCUGUAGAAACAAGGUUGUCGUUGCUGAAUAUGACAUUCAUGAAGUAUGUGGAUUCUAACCUCUGCUGCUUUAUACCUGGAAAGGUGAUUGAUGAAAUUUAUCGUGUGUUAAGGUAUGUAAACUCUACCAAAGCUCCUCAGAGAGCCCAUGAAGUCCUCCAAGAGUUAAGGGACAUUUCAUCUAUGGCAAUGGAGUACUUUGACGAGAAGAUUGUUCCAAUUCUAAAAAGAAAGUUACCAGGAUCAGAUGUAUCAGGACGUCUUAUAGCAGCAGCACCAGUUCCAGGUCCUUCUGCAGCCUUAACAACAAUGCAGCUCUUCUCCAAACAAAAUCCAUCAAGGCAGGAGGUCACCAAACUGCAGCAGCAAGUUAAAACCAAUGGUGCAGGUGUGACUGGGCUAAGGCGGGAAAUUUCGGAGCUUCGCACCAAAGUGCAAGAACAGCAAAAGCAGCUCCAAGACCAAGACCAGAAACUGCUUGAGCAAACCCAGAUCAUCGGAGAGCAGAACGCCCGACUGGCAUAGAGUCAAACGAAACCAGCAGAGGUUAUGAAAGUGCAGUAGGGAAGUUCCUAGGUUCUGCCUGAAUGAGGAAACUCCUAGGAAGCGGAAGAAAGCUGUUGAAUCAAUAGGUUCACUUAGGAAGUCAAAACGCCUUCGGAAUAACAAAUAACUAUGGAAUAAACGAUACCUCCCAGAAGAAUGCACUGCUUUAGCAGCCCAAGCAGGUUGUCUGGUCUGGAUACUGAAAUUCACAGCAUGGUCUUGAUUAGCCUGCUGGUUCUUCAGCACACCAUAGACUUGAACAACAAUUUCCUCUUUUUCGCUAAGACAUUUCUUUUCCCACCCCCACCCGCCCUGCUUCUGUUUGAGUGGGCCCUACUGUACAGGAUUGUGAUAAUUUGCCAUAGAUUUGUACUAACCAGACUUGUUCUGAAAAGUUAACUUUUCUGGGUAGGUGCUUAUUAAAGUGAAAUUUAUGUUUCUGUUCCUAUGCCGGAGUACCUUGUUGUCAGAUUAAUUCUGAGUUUAUUUUAAAUUGGUAAACAGCAAAUGUCAUGCUCACUUGAAAAGACCCACUUUUUAGAAUCUUGUUUUGAAAAAAAGGGGUGCUUUUUUGUUGCAAGUGACCUUGUUUUGAAUGUCUGAAAAGUAGUUUAUACACAUGGAAGUCUGCAUAACAAGUAAAGAAUUCUUAAGCUACAGCAUUGGCUAUUUAUAUUUUUGUAAAUUGAGCAAGCAACUGACUUCAGUCUAAUUUUCACAAAUGCAUACCCUACUUCUAAGCGUCUGGAGCCAUAUUUUACCUUUGCAUGGAUAGGUGCAUGCAUUGCUUAGUCAGCUUGCUGAAGCACUUGCCUGGAGUUGCUAUUAAAUCUGCCUCUCCCAAUGUUUGUAGAAAAUGUUUGUUUUGUUUUCCCUAGCCAGGACUCUGCACAUGCUUUUAGCAUAGCUUUCAUUUCUUGUGAAGCCAUUUUGUCACACUAUAGCAGGACCUUAUGAAAGCUGGGCUGUCUGGUGGUUUUGCCGCCUGUAGGUUGCCGAUAUUCUUAUCUAAAGCAGCAUUUCAGAGUUUGUUUCUCUUGCCUGCUGGUUUCUAGUUGUACACAACUGAUACUGGUUCAGCAGUCAAAAGAUUGGUGUUUGGGGGGGAAAGUGACUUCUGUUCUUUACAGUUUUAAAUGUUUGUGUUCAGAAAGUUCUCAUUGAUAUGUGGACAGAACUGUCCAUAAUACUAAUUGUAUUAUAGUGUUUCUUAAAUCCUAAAGAAGGAAAUUGACUUCAGACAGCUUUAAUUUCUUUUGCACUCCUGCUUUGAAGUUGUAACUGGAAAAGCAUGCCUCACACUGUACAGUCUCUGGAUUUGUUACUUUAACAGCCUCCAAAUUGUAUUGUACAGUGAUUUAUUUUCCCUGGUUGUAUAUUUAAAAAAAACCCUGGAUAGCUAUUUCCAUCCAUUGUUUUAAUUUGAUGUUACUAAACAAUUGUUCUGUUGUUCAGCUAUUACAUUUUUCUCUGUCACUGUGUUUGCCCAGCUGCCAAGUCCUGUUCUUGGGAACAGAAGUUAAAUUUGAGUGAUGGCUCUGAAGGCUGCUUUCGAACUGAAUAAUUUCUCAAGUACCUUGGAUUAAAAUGGUAGCUUUUUUCUCAGUCAAAGAUAAUAUAAAGCUUUCAUUUAGACCAUUGUGGGCUUUUUAAAAACCCUGUUAAUCAGUUGUUUAAUUAAUGAUUGGAAUAAGUUUCCUAUAAAACAAAACAUUGCAAAUUGAUGUCAUUCAUUUGAAGUGUUUAAUUUUAAAAAAUUAUAUUUCUGUUUUGCCAUCUCAAGGCCCUUUUACUAUGUGUGUGUUUUCUUUUAAAUGGGAGCAGGCUAUUGUAUUUUAGCAGUGAGUAAACACUGAAUUGUCACAUGGAUAAUAUAACAGUUGUUAAAUCA
Molecule: messenger RNA, 2853 nt
Organism: Sphaerodactylus townsendi
Lineage: Eukaryota; Metazoa; Chordata; Lepidosauria; Squamata; Sphaerodactylidae
Gene: FBXO28
Product: F-box protein 28
Exons: 5
Coding region: 33-941 (302 amino acids)
Biological process (GO): protein polyubiquitination
Molecular function (GO): protein binding
Source: RefSeq, a predicted model, not a curated record